AUGCCUCAUACUUACCUUAUCUCGGGCACCAGCCGCGGCCUCGGGCUUGGACUCGUUCGCUACCUCUUGUCGUCCUCGAAGCAAACCAAGGUCAUUGCAGGCGUGAGGAACCCGUCUUCUGCUAUCGACCUUCAAUCCCUUGUCGACGAUUUCGGCAACGAACGGCUUCAUCUCCUCAAGCUCGACGUUGAAAACGCGGUCGAGAACGCUCUCGCUGAUCUCGAGUCGAGCGGCUUCUUGGGCGACGGCGGACUGGACACCCUCAUCGCCAACGCUGGCAUAUCGAACGCUCUCCCUCCGCCGUCCGAAACCACACCCGAGCUGGUCCAGGCAAACCUGAACGUCAAUCUUUACGGAGUCAUGAACCUCGUGACCUCAUCCCUUCCCCUCCUUCGCAAGGGACAGGCCAAGCAGAUAUUUGCCGUCUCGUCGACAGUCGGAUCGCUCGGCGGGCUCUUCAGCGAGAACUCGCUAUACACGGCAUAUUGCAUGAGCAAGACGAUUCUCAACAUGUACAUGCGCAAGCUCUCGGUUGAGCUCAAGGAGGAGGGCUUCACGGUCGUCAUGUACAGUCCCGGGUUUGUCAAGACCGACCUGACGGGAGGAUACGGCGACAUGGACGUCGAACAGGCGGUCAAGCUCGGUGUCGAGAACGUCAUUCGCAAGGUCACGAAGGCGGACAACGGCAAGUUCCUCGACGUUGACGGCUCGGUGGCGCCUUGGUGA
This is a messenger RNA of Rhodotorula toruloides NP11, 726 nucleotides long. RefSeq names its product short-chain dehydrogenase/reductase SDR family protein. The transcript is spliced from 7 exons. The record is from RefSeq and is a predicted model, not a curated record. The coding region runs from base 1 to 726 and encodes 241 amino acids. Lineage: Eukaryota; Fungi; Basidiomycota; Microbotryomycetes; Sporidiobolales; Sporidiobolaceae. Gene Ontology annotation, molecular function: oxidoreductase activity, acting on the CH-OH group of donors, NAD or NADP as acceptor.